CCCUCCUUCCCCUGUGUCUGACACUGACUUCAAGGGAGGAGUUGAGCCAAUUAUCUGUGAGUCCUGCAGAAGAAAAAUCUGCAAUUUGCCAGUAGUUGUGAGAGUGAGAAGGAGAAAGGCAGCAAGGGAAGAAGAAAGACUUAAUUGGUAAAUAUAAAGAAAAACCCCUUCUGUCCUAGAAAGAGAAUAUUUUAAAGCAAAUCUCAGACCAGCAGAAAAGAAGCUUGUGCAGAGGGAUGUACCAGGCAAGACCUGGGGAAGCAUAGACAACUUCUAUGCCUGCACUGAUCUUUCCCCAUAGGGUCUGAGGCAGCAUAGAGGCAGGGUGGGCCGGCCAGAUGCACCCACUACCCUGCACAACUAGGUCUUGCUCCUGAAAUUCUUUCCCCCUCAGCAGAGCCUACGCAACUUGUAAGAAAAGACAGUGAGGGUGGGAGAGACUCUGCUUUUCCUUUUCUCGAACUGAGGCUGUGAAGGAAAAAGCUCAUCUCACCAAAGGGAAAAGUUGUCACUGGUUCUGAGACUCUUCUUUAGCCUAUGUCGAUUGCCUGAUCCAGUAAUUACCAUUCAUGGGAUAACACCCUCUGGAGCCCUGCAGUCCUUCCCAAUCCUGCUAAGUUCUUGGAAAACACUGGAGAAGAACUGAGCCCAGAAUAAGCAACGUGGGAGCCACAGAACAACAGCCUUUUACAGCAGCAGCCACCCCUGAUUAAAAUUAUCAGCUUCAUCAGACUGCACCAAGAUCCAGGACUGCUCCUCCAAGGAAAGAGAGGAUCAAGCAAUGAUGAAGACCAUGUCUGGUGGAAACUGCAACCUGAAUGUGCCAGCCAAGAACUCAUACCGGAUGGUAGUGCUGGGAGCCUCCAGGGUGGGGAAAAGCUCCAUCGUCUCACGCUUUCUCAACGGCCGGUUUGAGGAUCAGUACACUCCUACCAUCGAGGACUUUCAUCGCAAGGUCUACAACAUCCGGGGAGACAUGUAUCAGCUGGACAUCCUGGACACCUCUGGGAAUCACCCUUUCCCUGCUAUGAGGAGGCUUUCUAUCCUGACAGGGGAUGUUUUCAUCCUGGUAUUUAGCCUGGACAACAGAGAAUCCUUUGAUGAGGUCAAGCGGCUCCAGAAACAGAUCCUUGAGGUCAAAUCCUGCCUGAAGAACAAGACCAAGGAAUCAGCUGACCUCCCUAUGGUGAUCUGUGGAAACAAAAAUGACCACAGUGAAGUCUUCCGCAAGGUACGCACUGAUGAAGGUGAGAAUCUUGUCUCCAGUGACGAAAACUGUGCUUACUUUGAAGUGUCAGCCAAGAAGAAUACCAAUGUGGAUGAGAUGUUCUAUGUUCUCUUCAGCAUGGCCAAGCUACCUCAUGAGAUGAGCCCUUCUCUCCACAGGAAGAUCUCCAUCCAGUAUGGUGACACUUUCCAACAGAAAUCCUUCCGGAUGCGCCGAUUCAAGGACAUGGGUGCCUAUGGCAUGAUCUCUCCCUUUGCUCGCCGGCCAAGCGUCAACAGCGACCUGAAGUAUAUCAAAUCGAAAGUUCUCCGGGAAGGUCAGUCCAGAGAGAGGGAGAAAUGCACAAUCCAGUGAAGGAGGCUUGCACUUCUGUCUUAAGUCAACAUCCACAUGCAGUGCCUUAAAGAAAAAAUGGUCCACGGGAACACAGAACGAGUUCAUGGGGUUUAUUGAGAAAACCCAACGUGGAGAAAGGAUAACUCUUCCUGUGGAUUCUGCUGAGUCACAAAUGUAAAUAACAUCAUCCUUGAAAAUGACUGGGAAAAAAGUAUACGCCUGAGACACGAGUGCAUCUUUUUGUCUCUGUAAUGUAGUUCCUCUUCAUUCCCCUUUUUGUGUAAAGAACACAGGCCUGAGAAGUAAAGACUUUUCAACCUUAUCCUUACAAAGAAAAUAGGUCAAAAAUGCACAGGAGGCAUUAACACUUACCCAGCAUGCAGCUCUUGCUAAGAGAGAGGAAGUUAUGUGUGUGUGUGUGUGAAUCUCUAUGUGCCUGUGUGUAUGUGUGCAUGCAUGUGUGGAGCUCUCCUUUUAAAAAGUGGGACUUGCAUUUCAAAGGGCAGCAGUCCUAACUGAGGAUUCAUGGAUUGGGAGUGGACUCUACAUGUGGAUGCAUGACUUCCACUCACUUCUGAGGGCACCUGCAUUAAGAAGAACUUGAUUUUAUGUUUGUGGGAACAGUUACCAUUUGACAUCGACAUGAAUGUUGGUUUAUGUUAUAGAUUUUAUUUGGGAUUUGGGGUUUUUUUAUUGUCGGGGGUGGAUUUUUAGCAAAAUCAGAUGGUGUGUUUGACAUUAAAUAGUGUCUGCUUUCUACCACUGAAAGGUGUUUUUCAUCUGUAAAAUUUUCUAGUAUGUACAUUGAUUGAAAGUGAAAUAGUUCUGCAAAAACCAAUGCAUUUGACAGCUUUUCAAGCCUGGUGUGAUAUUGUUUCUCAAAGCAGCCACACCAACUCUGAGUACGAUAGUACAAAUGCCACCCUCUGCCUUGAUGGUCACCGGAGUAAUGAUUUCUUCCUCUGCCUGUAUCAGCCGAGAGUGACCAGAUUAAUAUGUAGACUUAGGCCACUUAAGAGGCAGGAUUGGGUUGUUCUUCAGAAUUAGGAACUGAAUGAUUAUAGGGCCAGCUCCAUUGUAUUUCUUCUGUUAACAUGCCUCUAGUCAUUUUGUUCAUGUAUUCCCCCACUGUCUGAUAAAGGUUGCCUGGAUGUAAACCUUUGCACUGCAGAAGUUCUUCAGAACAGAAGCUUUGUGCUGGCUGUCCAAACAGGGUUGAACAGACUGGCCAGAUAAAUCUGGGGCUGUACAUUCACUUCUUUCCUUUCUCAGCUCAGUACAGGCUUCCUUGUCUUCAUCUCUCUCCCUGUUCUGCUUUUGGCUCUGUUGUUUGAUGAGUUCCUGUAUGCCCUCAAAGCCCAAUAUAUUCUCUCAGAUAUGAGCCUACCACUCUUGCUGACUGAAAUGAGAUGUGUGCACACAUAUCUGUGAGCAAAGCAUGGCCCCAAGACUGUACACAACAGUAGAAUAUGUAUGUUAUAUAUACCUCAGAUAUAUUCUCCCUUUCUCACCCUCAGUUUCUGUUCUUGGCUGUGGCUGCCUUGCUGUGUCUUGGGCAGAGCUGUGAGCUAGUUCGUGCUAUAAUUUGACAGGAAACCAAGAAUGAUGAUUGUCUGUAAAAAUUAGCCUCUGGGACGCAAAAUCCCAUAUUCAUUUAUCAGCUCCACCCUUCAUUGGUACUGUAUAUUGACUGGUAAAAUACACUGUUCUUUUAUUCCUGUUGCCAAGGCAGCAUCUUUCUGAUCAUGUCUCCCUCCCUCUCUAUAAAUAUGUAAAUGGUUUAUGAUUAAACCUGGUUUAUUUA
Molecule: messenger RNA, 3368 nt
Organism: Manacus vitellinus (golden-collared manakin)
Lineage: Eukaryota; Metazoa; Chordata; Aves; Passeriformes; Pipridae
Gene: RASD2
Product: RASD family member 2
Exons: 3
Coding region: 782-1582 (266 amino acids)
Molecular function (GO): GTPase activity; GTP binding
Source: RefSeq, a predicted model, not a curated record